UCACGUCAUAUUUUGUUAGACAACAACACGACAGCUCUCUACAGCUGACGCCGACCACCGUCCCAUCAUGGAGCACGCGCGCGAGAGAGUCGCAAUAAUAGGGUCGGGCCUUGCUGGGCUUGUUAGCGCGAACCUGUUGUUCCACGACGUCCGCCAAAGAUAUGCCGUCAGGGUCUUCGAGUCGGUAGGGACGCCUGACGCCCACGCCCAUGCCCACUCUCUCUGGGGCCUCCACUGACAAAAGUAAUUCUAGGGAAAAACCCUCUCCCUCGACGCCGCCUCCAUCUCCCUCCCCGAUGCUGCCGCCAAGGAUGCUUCGACCCGCGUGGACCUGCCCAUGCGCGCCUUUGCGGGCGGGUACUACAACAACCUCAAGGCCCUGUACGACUACCUGCGCAUAUCCUACCACUCGCAGCCGUUCCUCUUCGAAUUCGCAGUGAGCCACGAUGCCAAAUCCGAGGCCAUUGCGCCUGGUCGCCGCGACAGGUCGUACUUCACACACGCAUCCAACCUCCACCAGCUUGCGCCUCGGUCCAGCGGAGUUGGCAUUGUCGUGUACCUGAUGCAAUGCCUAUACCUAGCCUUCUCGUACACGUGGUUUACCUUUUGCUGCGUCUUUGUCGGGCCGAGACAAGCCGAGACGCUGCAGCAGUACCUGGACCGCACGUAUUGCCCGCGCUACUUCACCACCUACUACUUGCUCCCACUCUUAUCGAGCGUGUCUACCUGUCCUCACGAUUCGCUACUCGCCUUCCCCGCCAGCGACAUCAUCGGAUACAAGCGGAGGACUCAUGGCGCGCCGCACUAUACCGUAUCAGAUGGUGUGGGAGGGGUACAGGAACGCCUAGUCAAAGGUAUCGACGUUACCCUCAAUGCCACUGUCACGGCAGUGGAGCCUUUCGAAAAGGGUGUUCGGGUAUCGUGGUGCGGUGCAUCGGACGCGGAGACGACAACCGAGUACUUCGACAAAGUGAUAUUGGCUGUUGCUCCAGACGUCGUGGGUCGCAUUUUCAGACCCCUCCAACACCAUAUGCAGCGCAUACCAACCGCCGUUGUGGAGAGCGUCGUCCAUACAGACUGGGCAGUGCUGCACGGGAGCGACCUCAACAAGAACGACAGGAAAGGCGCCCAGCUCAUCCAUCUGAACACAUCUACUGCCGAUACACCCGUGACCGAGUCGCAUCAUCUCCAGCCCUGUGGUGUCGUGGUGACAACCUGCCCUUUCACACCUCUCGAGCAGCAACACGUAGCUCAACGGAGCAAGUUCACGCGCGUUCUCCGCAGCCCGGAAAGCCAGCGCAUCGUCAAUGCCAUCUUCGGCAACGGUUCGAAUCUCAGUGCGGAUGACAAAUCAGUGCCGCGUUGGAGGAACGGCGAGGAUAACGUAUGGCUGGUAGGCGGAUGGUGUUGGGAUGGUAUGGUCCUCCUAGAGGGUUGUGUUAUAUCAGCCAUGCGGGUUGCCGAUGCGCUCGAUGUCAAGGUGCCGUGGAGGCAUCAGUGAACAAUGAAAAGGCUUGAGUUUCUAGCUUGUGCCUUACUGUCAAAGAGCCCCCAGGUUGAGCCCGGUGCUCCUGCUGGAUACAACAAGCUUUUCCGUAGCACGGUAGAUGGUCCGAUAGAGUAGAUACCCAGGCAUGUUGACAUGUCCAUUUCCAUUACAGAACAAAUUC
Molecule: messenger RNA, 1670 nt
Organism: Alternaria alternata
Lineage: Eukaryota; Fungi; Ascomycota; Dothideomycetes; Pleosporales; Pleosporaceae
Exons: 1
Coding region: 338-1501 (387 amino acids)
Molecular function (GO): oxidoreductase activity
Source: RefSeq, a predicted model, not a curated record